Daucus carota subsp. sativus is the source of this 5576-nucleotide messenger RNA. RefSeq names its product sister chromatid cohesion protein PDS5 homolog A. Bases 147 to 5180 code for a protein of 1677 amino acids. The transcript is spliced from 33 exons. Gene Ontology annotation, cellular component: chromatin; nucleus. The record is from RefSeq and is a predicted model, not a curated record. Gene Ontology annotation, biological process: DNA repair; mitotic sister chromatid cohesion. NCBI's taxonomy places the organism in Eukaryota, Viridiplantae, Streptophyta, Magnoliopsida, Apiales, Apiaceae.
GAUACAAAAGACUCGAGUUCACUUCCAUGUUCGAACACAAACCCCCCUCUUUUGUCCAAACAUUAGACACAACCAUUUGUAUGUAUUUACUACCUACUGUCCAAGUGUAAUUAGCUACUACAAUUUGACAAGUUUAGCAAGUGAAUAUGAAGCAGAAGCCUGGAAUUGUGCUCAAGGAGCUGGGAUCCAAGCUCAAGAAUCUUCCCACUUCAAAAGAAACUCUCAUUCACAUCUUGGAGCAAGGUGCAACAGCUCUUUCUGCGUGUGAUCAGUCACCUUCAAAGUCUGUGUUGUUGUCCAUGCAACCUUUUAUGGAUGCUGUUGUCAAGCCGGAACUGUUAAAGCAUCAGGACGGAGAUGUAAAGCUCCUUGUUGCAACCUGUAUCUGUGAAAUAACCCGAAUCACUGCACCGGAGGCUCCUUAUGGGGAUGAUGUUCUAAAGGACAUAUUUCAUUUGAUCGUUAGCACCUUUAGUGGGUUAAGUGAUACCAGUGAACCUUCAUUUGGGAGAAGAGCUGUUAUCCUCAAGACUCUGGCAGAUUUCAGGUCAUGUGUUGUGAUGCUAGAUCUUGAAUGUAAUGACCUAAUCAAUAAAAUGUUCACCACAAUUUUGGCUGGUGCCAGUGAUGGGCACGCAGAAAGUGUUUUAAAUUCGAUGCAAACUAUUAUGGUGGUUCUCUUGGAGGAGAGUGAGGAAAUUGAAGAGGAUCUUCUACUUGUUCUAUUGUCUGUUUUAGGCCGGAAUAAAAAAGAUAUCACCACAGCUGGGAGAAGGCUUGCUAUGAAUGUUAUAGAGCAAUGUAGUGGAAAACUUGAACCUGGCAUCAGGCAGUUUCUUAUAUCAUCGAUUUCAGAUGAUAACAGGUCUUUAAAUUGUCAGAUUGACUACCAUGAAGUUAUUUACGAUAUCUAUCAAUGUGCUCCUCAAGUAUUAUCAGAAGUCGUUCCAUACAUCAGAGGAGAACUACUGACAGACAGCAUAGAUAUUCGACUGAAAGCUGUACAAUUAGUUGGCGAUCUACUUUCACUCCCAAAAUCUGCUAUCCCUGAAAUAUUUCAGCCAAUCUUUUCCGAGUUUCUGAAGAGGUUGACUGACAGAGCAGUCGAGGUUCAGAUGGCAGUCCUUGAAAAGGUUAAAAGAUGUCUACUGUCCAAUCCUUCAAAAGCUGAGGCCCCUCAGAUUAUCUCUGCCCUUUCUGACCGGCUGCUGGACAAUGACAAGAAUGUUUGUAAAGAAGUUGUUGCUGUUCUCUGUGAUGUGGCAUGUUGUUCCCUGAAUUCUGUUUCAGUUGAAACCAUAAAGCUUGUUGCGGAACGUCUUACGGACAAAUCUCUUCUUGUGAAAAAAUAUACCAUGGAGAGGCUAGCUGAGAUAUACAGCAAAAGUUGCUUAGAGUGCUCUAACAGAGAAAGUGACGAUGAGUAUGAUUGGAUUCCUGGGAAGAUUUUAAGGUGUUUUUAUGACAAAGAUUUCAGGUCAGAUGCUGUCGAACCUAUCCUAUGCUCAUCUCUUUUUCCCAAUGAGUUUUCUGUCAAAGAUAAGGUUAGAAAAUGGGUUAGAGUUUUUCCAAGAUUUGACAGAAUUGAAAUAAAGGCUCUUGAAAAAAUACUGGAGCAGAAGCAAAGGUUACAGCAAGAGAUGCUGAGGUAUCUUUCCUUAAGGCAGAUGCAUCAGGAGACUGCUGUUCCAGAGUUCCAGAAAAAGGCUAUGACUUGCUUCCGCAUUAUAUCUCGUAGUUUUAUAGAUCCAGGAAAAGCAGAGGAGAACUUUUUAAUACUUGAUGAAUUAAAAGAUGCUGAUGUUUGGAAAAAUAUUACAACUCUACUUGAUCCAAGUACUACAUGUCUACAAGCUUGUUGUUCUCGGGAUGAUGUACUAAAGAUCCUUGGUGAGAAGCAUAGACUCUAUGAGUUUUUACGUGCUCUCUCAAUGAAAUGUUCAUAUAUACUCUUUAACAAAGAACAUGUCAAAGAAAUCCUUCAAGAGGCUGAUAUGCAGAAAUCUGCUGGGAGUGCAGAGUUUACUUUGUCUUGCAUGAAUAUACUCGUGAUUCUUGCCUGCUCCAUUCCGUUGGUGCUUAGUGGGAUUGAAGAAGAUUUUGUACAUCUUCUAGAAGAUGAUAAUGAAAUAAUCAAGGAAGGUGUUUUGCAUGUUCUAGCAAAGGCUGGUGGAACCAUUAGAGAUCAACUGCGAAUUUCAUCCAGUUCGCUGGAUCUUAUAUUGGAAAGAAUAUGUUUGGAGGGUAGUCGAAGGCAGGCCAAAUAUGCUGUACAUGCAUUAGCAGCAGUAACAAAAGAUGAGGGGCUUAUGUCGCUCUCUGUUUUGUACAAGAGGCUAUUGGAUAUGUUAAAAGAGAAAAAAAACUUACCUGCUGUGCUACAAUCUCUAGGAUGUAUAGCUGAAAUAGCCAUGCCUGUCUUUGAAACAAGAGAAAGUGAAAUUGAAACUUUUAUAAAGAGAGAGAUUCUCCAGCAAAAGCAUAUCAUGGAGGAAAAAGCACCAGAAAGCUGGGACGAGAGAAGUGAAAUAUGCUCAUUAAAGAUCUUUGCCUGUAAAACUUUAGUUAAGAGCUACUUGCCUGUUAGAGAUGCCCAACUUCGUCAUGGAAUUGAUGACCUGCUAACUAUUCUCAAAAGCGUACUUUCCUUUGGGGAAUUCUCCAAGGAUAUUGAAUCAAGUUCAGUUGAUAAGGCCCAUAUGAAGCUUGCUGGAGCAAAGUCUAUUCUUCGAUUAUCUAGAUAUUGGGAUCAAAAGAUUCCCGUUGAUCUUUUCUACUCUACCCUAAGAAUUUCCGAGGUUGAUUUUCCUCAAGUUGAAAAACUAUUUCUGAGAAAAGUUCACCAAUACAUUAAGGAUCGCCUUUUGGACCCCAAAUAUGCUUGUGCAUUCUUAUCUAAUAUAGAACCUGAGAAGCCAGAUUUUGAAGAGGAGAAGCACAACCUAUAUGAUAUCAUUCAGACGUGUCAUCAAGUAAAGGCACGGGAUUCUGUGUCUGAUGCAGCUUCAUCUGUGGCUAAGCCAGAAUUUAUUCUCCCAUAUCUAGUCCAUGCUAUUGCUCAUCAUUCUUCAUGUCCUAGCAUUGAUGAAUGUAAAGAUGUUAAAUCAUUUGAACCAGUAUACAGGCGUCUGUAUAUGUUUCUUUCUAUGCUGGUGCACGCAAAUGAAAAUGUCAAUUCAGAAGAUAAUAUCGCGAAGGAGGAGAGUAUUUCAACGAUAAUUUCUAUAUUUCAAAGUAUCAAACUUUCUGAAGAUUCUGUAGAUACAACAAAGUCGAAGAAUUCGCAUGGAAUCUGUGACCUUGGACUGUCAAUCAUCAAGCGCUUGGCCAAACGAGACAUCCAGCAAGAUUUGAGUGGAUCGACAUCCUUGCCUUCUGUGCUGUACAAAAAACAUGAAAGUGAUGAAGGUGAACCUUUGGUUAAUAAAGGAAGGACAUGGUUAGCUGAUGAUGAUGUUGUGUCUCACUUUGAGUCCCUCAACUUAGAAGCUAAUGAAACUGUUCUUGCAACAAUUGCUGAAGAUGAAGAUAUAAAAGACAGUGAUACUGAUGAAAACGAGGUUCCAUUGGGAAAAAUGAUAAAACGUCUAAGAGCUAAGAGUAUGAAUGCAAAAAAAAUAUCGAAGGAUAAGCCUUCACGACCUUUAUCGAAUACAAAAAAUGAGUCUUCGCCUCCUUCAUCGAAUAUGAAAAAUGAUAUUGAUAUCAUGGGAAUGGUAAGGGAAAUGGACUUGGAUACUGAAAAGUUGGAACCAAGUGGGCAUGAACAUAUGCCCGAAAAAUUUGAUGAUCAACUUCAUAAACAGAGCAAGAGAAAGACAGGUGGAUUGGCUAAUGUUCCUGUACCAAAACGCCAGAGAUCAUCAUCUGCCCAAGCUCAUCACACACAGUCUCUUCCAAGAGGUAGCUCAAAAAGGGUCGCCAGCUUUUCUCAGGUGGGGAAGUCUACAUUGGAAUUUAUCAGAAUGGAUGACAAACUCCACAGUGAUCUUGAAGAGAAGAAUUCUCAGGAAAAUCCAAAAGUAGAAGAGUCAGACUCUUCGGCAUCUAGUCUGCAGAAGAGAUCAAACUUAUCAAAGCCUAAAGGCAGGGGCUCUGCUAAGGUUCAUAACGGGACUCAUAAACUAGAAGAAAGUACGGACCGUGACCUGGAUACGCCUACAAAGCUUAAGGACACAGAUGGCCGAAUUGCUGGUACUGAUCGAGAAUCGGGGUCUGUCAAGAAGCGCAAACGGAGAAGCAUUGCGGGACUGGAAAAGUGCACUUCAAAGGAAGGGGAACAUACUACUGCUGACUUAGUCGACUGCAGGGUCAAAAUUUGGUGGCCAAUGGAUAAGCAGUUUUAUGAAGGUGUGGUGAAGUCCUAUGACCAAGAUAAUGACAAACAUGUGAUAAAAUACGAUGAUGGAGAUAUUGAAGUGCUCUGUUUAGCUACGGAACGGUGGGAGCUAGUUGCAAAGGGUCGAAAGACCACAAAGAGAGUUGAUAUUUCAAAAGGUCGACCUGCUAAAGGACUAUCAUCUACUGUGAAGAGAAAGAAGUCUUCAGGUGGUUCAAGAGAAAGGAAACUGCCAAUUAAGAUUUCUUCAUCAUCGAAAGUAAGAGGAAAAAGAACCCCUAGGAAAAAUUUGAGGCAUAGUCAAAAGAGGGUGUCAAAGAGUAUUUCUGCUGAUUUUGGCGAGGAUAGCAGACACAGUCCUGGUGGAUUAGAUAAUGAACCUGUGAUGACAUUGAGAGGUGAAGAGUCUGAAACAGAAGAGGAGCAUAGCAAUAAAAUGGAAGACAGUCUUGGAGCUGAUGAUGAUACUUUUAAGCAUGAUAUUUCAGUUUCAAAAGAACAUCAGGUGGAUGCUGAGAACUCAGGUGAUACAAAAAAGUCAAAGGAAGAUCCUGAUAGUGAAGCAAAAGAUAACUAUGCAAGUGGAUCUCAUGAAAAUCAUGCAGAAGAAACGCAAGAAGCAGCUGUAUCAAGGGAAGGCGGCACUGAGAUUGCAACUGGAAUGCAGGAAUCAAAUUCUCAGGGAAUUCAAAAGGAUGAUGCUGAUACUUGUCAGAUGGGUUCAGAUGAAUCUGCAAAGAUACAUUCAGCUACCAAUGCUUCUGAAGAGGCGGAGAAUUCUGACAAUGAGCCUCUUGGGGCUUGGAAGAGUAGGGUGGGGAAAUCAGUUGCAGAAAAAUAGGUAGCCGUAACAGCAUACAAUUCUUUUCACGUAAAAAGGAUUGCAUAAAAAUGUCAAUCUGACCAAGAUCUUGAAUUUGUGUGAUACUGAAUAAGCUGCCAAUCGAGAAGAUUUGUCUCUAUACAAUUUUAUUCCAUUGAAGUAGGUGCAGUUAACCCACGUUGUAGCUCAGUAUGGUCGAUAAACAUAGGAUAUACCAGUGUAUGUGUAGGUUUUUCGAAAACUUAUUCUGUACUUGCUGUAAGGUCUUUUACGCAGGCACCAAUCAGAAUCAUUCAUUAUGUAUGUGAUGUACAGCUAUAGUGAUAUAUGCUGUAAUGCUAGCCAGAUGUUUUCCAGGUUAGUAUGUUGAAUUUGUCUAAAGUUCUGAAUGACUAAAGAAUAAUUUUCUGUGCA